AAUCUCUUAUACUGGUAGCAUAUUAUUAUUAUUAUUAUUAUUAUUAUUAUUCCCUUCGGACGUUCGACGCACAAAACGUAAUAUUAUAUUGUAUCUAAAUAGCCAGCGGUCAUGCAGACCUUCGAGGACGACGCGGACGACGUCGAAGUCUACGCUGACGACGCGGACGCCGAAGACUGCGCUGACGCCGUCGAGUUUCCGGUUCCGGUGGCCGGCGCCAGUCUUCCGGUGGAGGUGGUCUGCCAGCGGGUGCGCGAACCACGGGACAUGUUCGACUGGGAGCGGAGCGAAGCGCGGGCUGACCUUUUGGUGUUCGUCCGGCACAUGAACGAUGUGGCCAAGCGGUACCCGGCGGCGGCGGCUGCGAGGCGGCGUCGUCGCCCGCGUCCGUUCGAUGACAACGUGGACAGGGCGAUGGCGGUAUUGCGGACGGUCGGCGAGUGGGCGGUAAAACGGUGCGGGCCCGCGGGCCAAGACGACCGCCCGGAGUCCGCCGCAGAGCGAUUCUGCCAUUUCCACAGCCAGCUGAGGGCCGACGGCCGUUGCCUACUCAACCGGACGUACGGCGGUCGUGGCCGUGCCGAAUACCGAGACGUCAUGCUCCCGGCGUACCUAGAACGGAGCUUCGGCGAUCCAGUCACGAUGGCCUACGGACCGGCGCACGAACUGUCGUUCUGCGCUUUCCUGGUGUCGCUGUUCAAGCUUCACCACUUGACGUGGGCAGACGAACCGUUCGUGGUGACAGUAAUCUUCGACAAGUAUUUGGAUGUCGUAGACUACGUGAUACGCUCCUAUCAGCUGUACCCUUCGAGCAGCGAAUAUGGUGGUAACUUGGGUAACUGGUGCCUGAGCGGUUACCAGUUUGUCGGGUUCCUGUGGGGCAGUGCGCAGCUUGCGGGAAGCUGCGGCGACGGCGACGGCUCUGCACCCGAUGGCAUACCUUCGUUGUCGUCACCGACGGCGGUCAUAUCGGACGCGUACGCGUGCCGACGCCACCGGGAUGAUUACGUGUUCGCCAAGUGCAUGGACGCUGUGUACCGCCGGGCAAGAAAGGAUGUGCCGCUGUGGUACCACUCGUACCAGCUGUGGAACUUGACAGCUCUGCCGAGGUGGGACAGGGUGAACGGGUGCCUGAUUACUGCAUACCAGCGAGACGUGCUGGGCCGGUUCGAGGUCAUCCGCCAAUUAGCCUUUUGCGAACUGUUCAAAUUCGCCCAAAACGUUCGUCCACCAGGUAUGUCGUUUUACGAUAUUGUACCUGCGAUGCCACCGUCGGAGACAGCCGCGAGCCCGACGGUGACGGACGUUUUGUCCUACGACGACGACAAUGACGAAGACGAAUACGAAGACGAUGAAAAAAGAAUUAUCGAAUACGGAGAAAUUGAAGAUGGAGAAAUGGUGGACGGGGUAACAGGAGAUGUUGAAACAGUCGAGGACGAAGGAUUUCUAUUAUAAUAUUAGAUGUCCAAUGAAAACAAAUGGCGAUUAUCCUAAUUUUCGUUUCGUUGCUAUUUUUCGUUAGUAGAUAUAAUACAAAUAUACAAUUUAUAGUUAAAUAUCGGCGUCUUACGGACAAAAGAUAUAGGUAUACCUAAUAUAGGUACCUAUGCGUAUGUAUUUACCAAUAUAAAGAAAAAGUGGCACGAUGAUGAAUAAAAAUUGGCCUUCUUAAAUUGUUGCACCACUUUUAAAAAAAAAAUUUAAAUGGUAUCCCUGAUUUAUACAUUUAGAAUUUCAUAAAAUAGAAUUAAAUACAUUUGAUUAUUAAAAAUAUCAGUAGUUAAACAGUACAUUUUGUUCAUGAUAAUGAUAUGGACGUUUCACUGUAAUUGUAUUGUAUACUAGAAAUAUGUACCAGUGGACACUUAUUUCUCGAAAUAUUUAUUUAAAA
Molecule: messenger RNA, 1891 nt
Organism: Acyrthosiphon pisum (pea aphid)
Lineage: Eukaryota; Metazoa; Arthropoda; Insecta; Hemiptera; Aphididae
Product: serine/threonine-protein phosphatase 2A activator-like
Exons: 2
Coding region: 112-1455 (447 amino acids)
Biological process (GO): mitotic spindle organization
Cellular component (GO): cytoplasm; nucleus; protein phosphatase type 2A complex
Molecular function (GO): protein tyrosine phosphatase activator activity; peptidyl-prolyl cis-trans isomerase activity
Source: RefSeq, a predicted model, not a curated record